AUGUCAAGACAAGUAGAGACCCCCGUGGCCAAAUAUGGCAAAAGUAGUGAUUUCGGGAAAGUGUUGGAUUUCAUUCAAUCCAUGAUAAGCAACGAAACCCUUCGACAAGCCUUUGACAUUCCGCAUUUAGUCGUGGUAGGUCGGCAAAACAUGGCGAAGACAACCCUGAUAAACCGCCUGAUCGGGCGAUAUCUUCUGCCCAUGCGAAGGGAUGAAACAGCCAACACCCUUCAGGCGCGGACCACGUGCCCCAUCAUACUGAACCUGCGCAAUGGACUGGAAACAGCUGUAGAAGUAAAGUGUGAUGCAUACCCUGAUAUUGGAGGAAGAGUAGAAAAACCCACGGAUGAUGUGGUGGAGAAAUUCCUUACAGAAUUCUCUACCUAUCUUCUUAAAGAAGAGGGGACUCUUAUAUCCAAGACCCCAGUUAAAGUGACCCUUCAAGGUAAUAUAUUUGAUCCAAAAGUAACUAAAAGUUAAGUUGCGUACAUUUACUCUACUGGAAAUACGGUGCUGUAGUGAUCUCCUCGGUUCACGUUUAUCGCAAGUGCUCCGUUAAUAGAAUUUAAAUUAUGUUUUCCAGAAACGAAGAAAGAAAGCGCAGUGAACUAAAAAAUAGGAAGAACGAGGAGGAAUAGAGUAAGAGAAGAGAAAUGGGUAUGGUCUGAACCGCUUAGUUUUCAAAAAUCUGCUUGCAGUUGAUUUCAUAUUUGGCUGCAAAAAGUCUCAGUUACAAAACUUAGUGCCACCGUUGUUGUGCCAUCCUAGUUGUUUGUGAAAGGCCUUUAGUGUGGCCCAGAUCUGAAAUAACCUUUUUAAUCUGUCUGCGCCAGGUCCCGACCUCACGACCCUGACUUUGGUUGAUCUUCCCGGCGUCCAUUUCGCCAACAAUGAUCCUCGAAUGAACCACGCGACACAAUCUCUUGUGUUAGACUACAUUGAGAAGAACACAAAGAGCAUCAUAGUGAUAGUGUCCGAGGUAGGGGACCUCACAGGAGACAAUGCUAUUAAUCUGGUCAUGGAAAAAGCUGCAGACUUUAGGAGCCGCACUAUCUGUGUACUUACCAAACCGGAUAGGCUGAGAGAUUCCGAUGACAUGGGCCUCAAAGUAGCCUUGAAUCAGUCAAGUUUUACCCUGGAGGAAAACCGCUUUAUUUUGUUGAGAGGUAAGCAUAAGAUCAUGUUACGUUGUUGGUUGUUCAUGUUUUUUGUUUCUUUGUGGGGGGGGGAGGUGGUUGUUGUUGUUGUUUUUCUUUUUUAUGCNUGAACCGCUUAGUUUUCAAAAAUCUGCUUGCAGUUGAUUUCAUAUUUGGCUGCAAAAAGUCUCAGUUACAAAACUUAGUGCCACCGUUGUUGUGCCAUCCUAGUUGUUUGUGAAAGGCCUUUAGUGUGGCCCAGAUCUGAAAUAACCUUUUUAAUCUGUCUGCGCCAGGUCCCGACCUCACGACCCUGACUUUGGUUGAUCUUCCCGGCGUCCAUUUCGCCAACAAUGAUCCUCGAAUGAACCACGCGACACAAUCUCUUGUGUUAGACUACAUUGAGAAGAACACAAAGAGCAUCAUAGUGAUAGUGUCCGAGGUAGGGGACCUCACAGGAGACAAUGCUAUUAAUCUGGUCAUGGAAAAAGCUGCAGACUUUAGGAGCCGCACUAUCUGUGUACUUACCAAACCGGAUAGGCUGAGAGAUUCCGAUGACAUGGGCCUCAAAGUAGCCUUGAAUCAGUCAAGUUUUACCCUGGAGGAAAACCGCUUUAUUUUGUUGAGAGGUAAGCAUAAGAUCAUGUUACGUUGUUGGUUGUUCAUGUUUUUUGUUUCUUUGUGGGGGGGGGAGGUGGUUGUUGUUGUUGUUUUUCUUUUUUAUGCAAAAAGGGAACAGAAUACCCUACGAGUAGCUUCCGGCCGGGCACUCCUCGCAGGGUAGGGAAAUGAUUUACAUAUACUACUUGGAAGCUAACUGAAGAAGUAGCAGUUUUUUAAAUAAUUUAAAGUAUAAUUUCUGUUUAUUGUAAAGGUCUCCAGUUAGUAUCAACUCAGUGAGCGCGGCAACUUUCAUUCUCUGGAACGACCCCUUUCAGCUACCUGGUUAUUUAAAAACACAUCCCUAAAGAUCCAAACUUAUCGUAAAAAAAUGUCAGUCAUUUUUUAUCUAAAUUGUUGACUGACAACGAGAUUUUCGUGGGCUUUGUGCAAGGAUCUUAAUAGGGUUAACCGUACACUUGACAAAAGUCGACCUCACGGGUUUCUUAGCGAGCGGAACGAUCUUUUUAGGCGGCCGAGGGAGGGACGAAGUCGUGAGAGGUCCCGCGCCAUAUGAAAUCAGACAAAGGACUUUUUUGAAAGUCUAGGUUAACCGUUACGGGCCGUAAGACAGAUAUUUGAGGUAAAAAUGAAAGUUUGUAACCGUUAGUCGUAAAAAAGUUGACGGUGAAAAUGUUUUCUAGCCCCAUUUUUUCAUGAUGCUCGUGCAUGGCUUAUUCACCCUAUUCAGUUCGGUCGCACUUUUUUUCUAUCCCAGGGGAAACUGGGGGCCUAUUUCUCGAAAGGUCCGAUAAUGAACGGGCCCGGGAAGCUGUUGUUGUUUACAUGCAAGAUCGAGGUUUCAAUGGUUAUGCAGAUAAUAUGAUAAAACUAUCGGUUAACGCGAUACAAAUUGAAAUGGUUUGUUUGCAAGCACCUUUUGGAAUAUUUGAUUUCGGGCCCAAAAAGUUACCGGGAUCUUCGAGAAACGGAUCCCUGGAAAACUCCUUGGAAGCUAUAAAACCGAUGGAAAAUUUUAAACUUUUUUCACAAACAAUUGAGCUUUCUUCGUCAAAUAUCUACGGAACCCACCGCGGAGAAUAAAUCGUUUAUAGCCGCAGAAAAGGGCAAAAUAUUUACUGUAAAUGCCUUCCCCCAAUUGAGAACUUCCUGUGUGGGUGCAUUAAAGAGGUUUCACUGUAUAUUGAAAUUAGAGUGUUAUUUUUUUCAUAUAACCCGUUGUCUGCUUGAAACUGAAGUUUUUCUUAUGACAAUUAUUGUGAAACGAUUGGGAACAGGAAAAGAUGCAACCGACGCGAAUGAGAAAGACUGGGAUGCAAAAACGACUCGUUUAAAGGAGAGAGAGUGGUUCGAGGGUCAUCCCCAGUACAAAGGCAUCCUUCAUUUGUGCGGUAUUGACCGACUCAUGGACACUAUGAUCUCACUUCUGGCCGAGAAAAUGGGCAGUGGGAUUCCAAUUUUAGUGAACCAAAUGGAAGAGAGAAAGAAGAAGGUAAGGAAACAAAAAUAGAUCUCUGUCGAUUAUAUUCAGUUCCACAACAAGAAACAGUUUAACCUGUUAACAACAUACGUCACCGUUUGCGAUAGGACAUUAGGUACUGAAAAAUUGAUGAGUCUGCAAAUUUUAUGCAAAUAAGGCUCUGGGUUAAGUCUUGAGAUCGCAAGGGCCUUCCCCUACAUCUACCUCAUUUCACAAUGAAUAUCGAAUAUAUAGGACUGAAAUUUUCUGAGAAAGCCAAUUGUGCGAUAUCCUUUCCUUUUCAGAAGUAACUUUUUAGUUGUAACUCACUACUUACAAAUAAGGUUCAACUGCAAAAAUCACCUGCUUUGCAAAGAAAGUUUAAAUCCCUCUUCAAGCGCUUUUAUUUCAUACAGGGCCGAGUUGUUCAAAGCUGGGUUAAGAUAACCCAGGGUUAGUGCGAAAUUUGAAUUCAUAUUUGAAAGCUUAAAAAGCUUUUCAGUUUUAAUUCUUUUUGCUACAAGUUGAUGAUUGGAAGCUCUAAAAUUAACAGAGAAAAUUAUCCGAGAAAAUGCUUUUGAACACAAGAAAAAGAAACCAGGGUUAAAUUUAACCCUGGGUUAAGCACUAAUCGGCCUUUGAACAACUGGGCCCAGAUCUAUUUUUGGUUUGUAGGUAGAUUCUGAACUGCAAAAGCUGUCCGAAAGCGAAGUUCCAGAGUCCAGUAAUGAAAAAAGGAGGCUUGAGAUGAAAGUUAAACAUAAUCUUGUCACCCAGCUGAGGGACCUUCUCCAUAAAAACAGGUCUAAAAUUCGAGGAGGAGAACAAGUGAGAGCUUUGUUCAAUGAAUUCCACAAUGAUGUUUACAAGGUUAGUGAAAAAGAUAUUUUAUGAUAUUAAGUGGACAUAACGGGUUGUUUUCCGUAUAUUUAGGCAGCUUUUCUUUUCUGCCAGAAUGAUCUCCACUAUAUUUUUUUCGGUCAUCAAAAGGUCUCCAUUAAAUUGGGGUCUUCAGCAAACGUAGUGCUUGGGAAUUUUUGGAUCUUUUUAUAACUUUUUAAAAUAAAGAAAUACUGAAUAAUGCUUGAAAUAAUCGAAAAGGGGACGUUUUAAGUUUUGAAUGAGACUUUCAUCAACAUUCAGUUUGAAGUGAAUUAUAAUACUUCUCGUAGACAAAGGUCAGUUAGUCCCCCAUCACACCAAGGGGCCUCAGUCGUGAAUCCGUUAGCGGACUUACUCAGGUUUUUUCAACAUGACAGUUUACCCUUUUCUUCCUUUUAUUCUCAACUCAUACUCUUUUCCAAAAUGGUAGCCAGAUGCCGUCUUAAGGCCACCUUUGAAGGACAUUGGAGCCCCAGUAGGCGAAUCCUCGUUUACAUUUUUUGCCUCAUUAACAUUUGCUUAUUAUUAACUGAUGAAGCUAAUAAAAUAACAUCUCUGACUAUUGAAAGAGCAUAAUAAUUUCAGUGACCUCUAUAAAUUUGAGCCGGAUAUACCCAAUAGUUUCGGAGAAAUUCUCUUUGAAAAAUCCCAAUUAUGUAAGAGCUCAUUAACCAUUUUUGCCACUCAGCAAUUUCGCAGUUUUUGAGUGCUGCUAUUUCCUCAGGGGCACCCAACGUCAAUUUUCGGAAAAUAUCUGUUCGGAAGACGAUUUGAGAUCUAGAAUUUUCGGAACAUUUGUUGUAAAAUUUCUUGCUUGCCUGCCUCUCCUAGGAUUUUCGAACAUCCAAAAAAUGGUAUAAUUGCCCAUUUUUAACGGAUUUUUACCCUAAAAAGAUCAGCUAGAAUUUUCGGGAGCUUUUUUUCUGGCUGAAAUUUUCGAAAAGGUAAGUUUUGAUCCCUAUAAUUUUCGGAUCACUAGACUUUCAGCUAGGAAAUCCGAACUGAUGAAAAAUUUUUAAGGGAUAAAAGUAUGCCUAUAUCUACCGUUUAAAUACUAAAAUACGUUUAACAAUGCUAUGUUUAAGUGAUUUUGAACUUUAUUCUCGUUGGGUGCCCCUGUUUCCUUUAUUAUUGAUUGCAAAGAGCUGACACUUGUACAAACUGCUCAAAUUGACCAGCUCUUUCAACUUUUGAACCUAACUGGUAUACACGACGACGUCGUCUAUGGGUUACCUCGCUAAUGAGCAAAAAUGUAAAAAAUGACGUCACUUUGAAUGAACGUCUCUUUAAUGAAGAUCUGAGUAUCACGAAUGAUGAUCCUCGUCUCAAGUACAUCUUUACAGCCAGUAAAAACCAUAACGGGAUGAAAAUGUCAUUUAGGGCGGACAUGCUCUGCCAAGAGAACAUAAAAGGCUUUUAUGUUCAGGCUUUUAUGUUCUCUUGGCUCUGCUAAUCCCUUCACUUCUAAACCUUUCUCUCUUCUAAGCCCUUCUCUGAAAGAUUAAUCUACCAAAGUAAGAAAUUUUUCCCUCGUUAAGCUGUGAGCCAAAUGUGGGCGGCAACUGAGACCGGCGAAUAUAACCGGUGCCCCCUGUUUAAGCGUACCCAAUGCACCCAACGUACCAGUUCCGAGGCAUUCCGUCAGAAAAAGAUAAUAAUUAUGAUCAAAGUUUCCGGUGGGGAUUUUUAAUUCCAAAAGAUCGGUAAAGCAGCAUAAUUACAGUAAGUAAAAAAUUGUUUUAAUAGGCGAUUUGCACGAUGGCGUCAUUUUACUACUACGACCAGAAUCCUUUUCGUUUUUCCUUUCACAUUCACAUUUGGUAAUCCCAGCGAGGUUUGAAUAACAAAAGCCUUAAUUUGCACAAGAAAGCAAACCCCUGAAGGAUUCUGGUCAUAGUAGUAAAAUGACGUCAUCAUACAAAUAGUCUUUUUCUCGUUGGAGUAUGCAUGGAGCUGACCCAAGAAAAGAGUACUUUAUUCUUGUCAGCCUUACACACGUUUUUCACAACAGCUCCAAUUCAAUCACCAACUUCGCCAAAUUAUUGGCGACUUAAAUAACUCAUGUAGGUACGUUCGGGCUUGCUGACCAUGAGGGUUGCAAACAAAACUCCCUGCUCUGUUGAACAUGAAAACAAGGCCUACAAAAUAUGCUUUACAACAAAUUUUACUGCGCUUUUCAGAAACAUGCGAACUCUAAAGUUCAAAAGCCGCCUUCACAAUUACGUUUUUCGCUGCCGUCAAUCAUAAUUACGAUCGCAACGAACCUUGAAACACAGAAACACACAAAACGGAUGGAAAUCCACCAAUGACAAAUCACAAACCAUGACCUUUUGAACCCGUUGAAGUAAAAUUUUGUGUCCUAAGAGUUCGUUAAGAUGAUUAAUGGCAGUGAAAAGCGCAAUCGUCAGUUAGCUUUUGCACUUCAGAAUUCGCAUGUUUGUGAAAAGCGCAGUAAGAAACUUCUUCACAAAACUAAUCAUACUUGUUUCUUUGUCCUUUCAAAUUUGUCCAAUAUGUUAUCCGGAUAUUUUGUGUGUAACUAUUGUAUCGUGAGUUUAUAACAUAUUUGUUUGCAGAAGCUGUUCAGAUAAUCGAGGUUAAGAGUCCUGUUGAUCAACUGAUUCCAAUAACAGAAAAUCUUGUCAAAAACGUGGAGAAAACCUUACGAGAAAUAGUCCAGAGAGCGAUCAAUGAAAACUUUUCCAAGUUCCCUACCGCCUUGAAAGUGGUUGAAACGAACGUGGUGAACAAAAUUUUCAAAACCAAGCGAAAGCAGACGACUACAUUCAUCCAGCACUUUAUUGAGAUGCAGAAAAAGAGUAUUGACAGAGUCUUCGCUCCUGUCCCGUUUCCAGAUGAACUUAAAAUCUGGGAUUCAACGCUUUUGCAGAAUCGUAAACCACAUCCCUGUAUGGAGUCUCCAAUGAUGUUUCACUUGAAGUCACUGGCUGAGAAGCUUUAUCCAGAAGGAAUGAUCAAAGAUAUUGAACGCGGAAAUAACCAGGGAAACUUCAAGGUCAGUAGUAAAUCAAAAGACUACGACGAGUAAACUAACCCUGUGGCUUUUUGACGCUCUUUCCUCUUCAGGUCGUGUUGCUCAGGUCUUUUGUUUCAGAUCAUGAUUACGGACGAUAGCAUGACAUACUCUUUUUACGAUACUUAUACUUAAAUAUUUCCAGAUCUCCUAAGUUUGCGUCAAGUGACACGCGCUCAAUUUCCUCCAACUGCACGUCUGUCACCCCUAAUAAGUCCACGACCCCCUUUUUCUCUUGGACAAUUAUACCCAAUUUACCUCUUCAGAGGGUUGUAGCAUGCAAGUCAUGGAUGGGCAACAACUUCCUAGUCCUUCGAUCUAUAUUCUGCAAUUCCAUCUUGUUCCAACAACUCCAACUCCAUAUAGCAUCACUUUUCUCAGGUAUUAAUUGACAGCAUUGUGUUUCCUCUACUCAGCUUGCACUUCUGCCCAAUUUUUUUUGCUUUUUGCUUUUUGCUUUUUUGCUUCUAUGGAAAUGUUUAUUCGUUAGCUUGUCCUUUGUUCUAUAAAUCAUCAUACUCAAGAAACCCUAAGUACGGCCAUCCUCUUCUUUAGUGUUCACUCGGUCCUGCAUCAGCCAGAUCCACUCCUUCAAAUUCAAAUUUAACCCUCUCAGCCUUCCCUAUUUUCAAAGCCAGCACCCUUAAUUUGAUACAUAAUAAAUAUUAUCACCAUAAUAGCGUAAUGAAAUACAAACGUGUUUAAUUUAGUUGAGACAAAAUUUAAAGUUGUUUCUGGAAGAGGGCGUUGACAGCUUUUCUUUCUUAGGAUCUCGAGGAUAUGAAAAAAACAAAAAAGAAUGUUGUGCGUUACUUCAAUGAGAUCAAAAUGAACGUCUGCGAUACAGUCCCUCGCUGCAUUCUUCAUUUUUUCAUCACUCAAUUCGUGGAUGACUUUGAACACGCCUUGGAACAAGAAGACUUGGUCGAGUUCUUGAAAGAGAAGCAGGAAAUUCGAAACAGGCGUAUCCAACUUCGGGCCGAGUCCGCCGCUCUAGAGGAAGCGUUGCCACGCACUGACGACGUAUUGCAAAUGUUGCUACGCAUACAGGGUGGACCGGGUGAAAGUGAGAUGCCACAGUUUUAA
Molecule: messenger RNA, 8218 nt
Organism: Porites evermanni
Lineage: Eukaryota; Metazoa; Cnidaria; Anthozoa; Scleractinia; Poritidae
Source: the annotation of a GenBank genome assembly